AUGAGCGCCCGUGCAGGCUUCCAGUCGUUCAGAGAUCAGCUCGACGAACACAAUGACAGGCGCGAGCGAAUAAUAAAGGCUUCUCGCGAUAUCACCGCCCUCUCAAAGAAGGUCGUCUUCCUGCUCCAUCGCCAGAUGACCCUCCCCGACCCGGACCCGAACACCGCUGCCGCUGCCGCGCGCCCCAAGCUGGCGGAGAUACAGCGCAUGCUUGCCGCACUCAAACCUGACCUCCAAGGCGACAGAUUCUGGAGGUACCAGGGCAACGUCUCGCCCGGUCUCCAGGAAUAUAUCGAGGCCCUUUCCUUUGCCCAUUAUCUCGACACCCGCUCCCUCCUCACUUUUCAAGACGUUCAACAGUCGUUGACCAACGACGAUGGUCAGUUCUUCCCGCUCACCCUCUCCGACUACCUUCUCGGUCUCUCCGACCUCACGGGCGAACUCAUGCGCUUCGCCAUAUCCGCCAUAUCCCGCCGUGGCGGUCGCCAAACCGCCGCCGACGUGUGCUCGUUUGUGCGGGCCGUCAAAGCCGAUUUUGAGCGCUACUCCCCCGGCGUGCGCGACCUGGGAAAGAAACAGCGCGUCACAGCUCAGAGUCUUGUCAAGAUCGAGGACGCCGCCUACGCCAUCGCCGUGCGCUCCUCCGAGUUUGAUCUUCCACCGGAAAGACUCGACGACCUCGUCGCGCAAACACUUGCGAGCGCCUCCCGCGAAUUCGAAGAACACACUGCGGCGUCGCGGCGUCGCUCACGCAGGGACGAGGACGAUGGUGAGGACGACGAUUGA
Messenger RNA from Peniophora sp. CBMAI 1063, 786 nucleotides. The record is from the annotation of a GenBank genome assembly. NCBI's taxonomy places the organism in Eukaryota, Fungi, Basidiomycota, Agaricomycetes, Russulales, Peniophoraceae.